Dacryopinax primogenitus is the source of this 6342-nucleotide messenger RNA. Its product is annotated as Not1-domain-containing protein. The record is from RefSeq and is a predicted model, not a curated record. The coding region runs from base 8 to 6262 and encodes 2084 amino acids. Gene Ontology annotation, cellular component: CCR4-NOT core complex; P-body. Gene Ontology annotation, biological process: nuclear-transcribed mRNA catabolic process, deadenylation-dependent decay. The transcript is spliced from 17 exons. Gene Ontology annotation, molecular function: molecular adaptor activity. NCBI's taxonomy places the organism in Eukaryota, Fungi, Basidiomycota, Dacrymycetes, Dacrymycetales, Dacrymycetaceae.
CGGCUCCAUGUCGUCUGCUCAGAGCCCAGGCACUUCGAGUGGUAGGGAACUGCGAGAUAACAGCAGUUAUCUUACAGUAGUUCGUGCCCAAAUCAACUUCGUUGUGUCAACUCUGUCCGAAGAAAACUUCGAUCGCAAUUCGAACGAGAUUCGCUCAUUAUGUGAUCAACAUGGUCCUGAGGUUGAGAUUCAUGUGAUCCGGUCGCUCAUCCGGGUCUGUGGGUUAGAUCCUGCCGCUCCGUUGCCCUUCCGGUUGCUAUCUCAAGAGGUCCGCCGUCUAGCCAGAGUGCCGUCCAAGGCUGGACGCUUCCGGGAGGCAGUGGAACGUGGAGAAGGCGACGUCUUUCGAGUAUUCGACUUCUCAAAGUUCGUCAAUGCGGUCCACUUAAGUGCGUUGGAGAAGGUUAUCCUUGCCGCUCAUGUGGCAGCCAGUGUGAGCCGAAGUGAUCUCGCCAUUCAAGGCAAAGCCGUGUUUGCUGCAGAUUUCAAUACAGCAAUGGUCCAACUGCUGCAAACGCCCUCAUUCGAGACUGCAGAUUUAUCUGUAGAGGAAGCUAAAGCACUUCUUAUAGCUUUGCUAUCGGAGUCACCUCAGGAAACGCCUUUGCUUGACCCGGCCAGCAGGGCACGUCUCCUAUCAGCCAUGUCACUACGAUAUGGAAUGGAAAUCGCCAAGCCUCUCCUUGUAGAUGUAAUUCCUACAAUGCCGCUGGAGGCUAAUGCUACAUUGGCUGGCAUUCUUAUCUCCUUAUCACCCGAUCUGACCAGUGAUAUCGACAUCAUGUGUGCUCUCCUCUCUCGAUUUGGAGUUACGGACGCCAUGCCGUUAACGGAGGUGCAGCUCAUUAAAGUUUUUUCGGACCUGAUAAAUGCUGCGGCUGAUAAUCUGUUGAACUUGGACGUUAGCACCUUCAUUAGCGCACUCGUUACGCUGUCUGAAAAUCUGGAUUGGUCAAAAGUUAUGCAGUCAUUCGAUCAGCCGUCUCGUCAAUUGGUGGACACAGCAACUCUCAAACUCGUGGUUGCUGUUCUUCUUUCAUCACCCAGAAACGUAAUGUACCCUGCCGUCAAAGGCUGUUGGGUCAUCUGGUCCAACGCCCUGUAUCAAUUAAGGGUCUUGGAUGCCUUGCUCUCACUUCCAGCAGAUACUUUUUCCUUUGUUUCGCUUCCGGGCCGCCGUAUCAUCACGGUGGACGAAAUGGCAACUGCUGGUGCAACGAUCAAGGCUUUGACCGGAAACAUCCAGAAUCACACGUGGAAUUCCCUUGACCUCGUUCAAUUGUUAAUCGGUCUGAUCGACGUCGACUCGCUGGAGGUUCGUUUGGCGGUUCGAGAGCUGAUGGAUAAAGCGAUCAAAGUUGGUCCGGAGUUGGUGGAAAUUGCACUGCUCAAGCUUCCUAAACCUUGGUCCACCAGUCAUGCAGAUUACGUCGAUAAGUUGUUGGACGUGUUUUUGGCGGGUCAUCCCAACCAUCAGUUGGUCUUGUGGCGCGUUUUUCAAUCGGAUGAAGCGUACUUCAUGUCAUCCUUACGGGAUUUCUACCAAAGUACUGAAACGAAUGUCACGCGCAUUCUUGACAUCGCUCAGGACCUCAAGAUUCUGGAUAGGCUGCUCGCUGUUCAACCAUUCCCAUUCGCCUUGGACUUGGCAGCUUUGGCAUCACGACGUGAAUAUCUUAACCUCGAAAAGUGGCUGGCGGAUAGCUACGCUGUGCAUGGUGAUUCUUUUACGCACGCCAUCAUGGAAUUCCUCGAUCACAAGGUGAAGAACGAUAUGUCCAGAGAUGCUGGCGCCGAAAUGCGUACCUUAUCUCUCAAUGCACAGACCAUUGCGAUUUUCAUAUCUUUUUUGCGCCGAAGCGGCGCAAAUUGGACGCGUGCCGACAUCGAGUACUUCCGGGAAAUCCGCAAUGCAUGUCUACAGUUGCACCCCCGUCUCAUGAGCUUGGCACCGGGCUCCGACCAAGAGCCGGGUAUGACGGUGGUCAGCUUUUCUCCGGAUACCGAGGCGGAAGCGGAAACCAUUUUCAAGCGAAUGUAUGAAGAAGAAAUACCAGUGGACCACGUUCUGCACAUCCUGCAAGAGUUCAAGAGCUCAACCGCCACUCGUGACCAUGAAGUGUUUGCUUGCAUGCUACACACCCUAUUCGACGAGUACAAAUUUUUCCCCGUCUAUCCGCCCCGAGAGCUUGCAAUCACCGCUGUCCUAUUCGGUGCAAUCAUUGACCAAAAUUUGGUCGACCACAUACCGCUCGGUAUCGCAAUCCGCUAUGUCCUCGAUGCAUUGCGUCAACCACCCGACUCAAAUAUGUUCAAAUUUGGCGUUCAGGCCUUGUUGCGCUUCCGAUCUCGGUUGGGAGAAUGGAAGGAGCUUUGUCAUGCUGUUCUGGCUCUGCCCCACCUGCAAGAGCACCGACCUGAUAUUGCCGAGGUAGCACGACAGGCGCUCUUCCAGACUGAUCGGACGAGCAAUUUCGAUGAAGUUCCCUCAUCCGACCUGGAAGGCGUACUUGACGGAUCUGAGCUCGCUAACCCGCCAUUCCAUUCCAUCAACCCUGAUGCUAUAUCUGGAGACAGUGGGGCCAUUCCCAUUGAGGAAACCGCAGAUCAAAUGCUCUUCAUUGUCAAUAAUCUUGCGAUGAGCAAUUGCGAAGCCAAAUCGAGCGAUAUGCGUGAUAUUUUCAAGGACGAGUAUUGCCGAUGGUUUGCUCAUUAUUUGGUGAACCAGCGAAUAGGCUCAGAACUCAACAACCAUCAACUAUACAUCAAAUUCCUUGACCUUCUCGGUAGGUCCUUGCUUCUGAAGCAUGUUCUGAACGAAACACUCAUCAAAGCACGGACACUUAUGAACUCCGAGGCCACCAUGCAUUCCGCUGCUGAGAGAUCUAUUCUAAAAAAUUUGGGCUCAUGGAUCGGUAUCAUGACGCUGGCCAGAGACAGGCCCAUCAAACAUAGGAAUCUUGCACUGAAGAAUCUUCUCCUGGAAGGAUACGAUUCUUCUCGACUCAUUGUGGCGAUACCAUUUGUCUGCAAGAUCCUUGAACAAUGUGCGAAGUCGACAAUAUUCCAUCUUCCAAACCCCUGGCUUUCUGGACUUGUUCGUUUGCUGGCCGAAUUCUAUUUUGGAGCAGAUCUCAUAUUGAAUCUCAAAUUUGAGAUUGAAGUCCUGUGCAUUGCCCUUGAUAUUGACUUGGAGAAGGUUGAGCCGACAGAUCUGUUGCGACACCGUCCCAUUUUGGAUCUCGAUGCCGGUCCUACCGAGGAUUUUGUUGGUGAUAUCGAGAGUCUUCCUAUGGACGGAUAUGGUGCGCUCGGACCCAUGGAUACCAUUCAUCCCACCAUACCACAUCUCGACGGCGCUCCCGCUCAGACUGCCCUCCAAGCAGAAGGAAUUAUGUCAUCUCUCGAAGGCGCUAUCACUCUUAACACACAACUCGGCGGAUAUGCCGAAAAUGAGGGUUUCAAACGACUGGUGCAGGUCGCUAUAGAAAGUGCCGUGCGCGAAAUCAUUAUUCCGGUAGUGGACCGAUCGGUCACCAUCGCGAGUAUUUCGACCCAGCAGCUGGUGCUCAAAGAUUUUGCCAUGGAGGUGGACGAGACUAGAAUGCGAACUGCUGCACACCUGACCGUCAGGAACCUUGCUGGGAAUCUUGCCUUGGUGACUUGCAAAGAGCCCCUACGGAUAAACAUGGUCUCGCAUCUGCGAAACAUACUUUCUGAGCAAGGUAUAACCGAGCAAAUGUUUUCGGAACAAGCGAUUCUUCUGCUUGUUCAAGACAAUUUGAACUCUGCAUGCAAUGUCAUCGAAAGAGCUGCCAUGGACAGGGCAGUGGCUGAUGUUGACAAAGCGCUGGAGCCGGCUUACUUGGCUAGAUUCCGUCAUAGAGAGCAACGACCUGGGCAGCCUUUUUGGUACAGCCCUGAUGGUGCCCCCCCUGCUGACUACGUGUUGCACAACAAAUGGCCUGAUAUGCUCCGCCUAAAUCCCAUUGGCUUGAGUCAUGCUCAAAUGCGGGUUUAUGAUGAUUUUGCGGCUAGUAACCGUCGCCUCCUUUCAUCCGUACCAGCAGCGACAUAUGCAGAUCAGUACCAAAAUCAACGUGCUUCAGACGAAAGCGAGACUCUGGAGACUAGUGUGGAGACUUCCAUGUCAUUUGAUUCUGCCGCGGAAAAGUUGACUAUCCUGUUGGAUGAUUUAGUACACUUCCUGAGCGAGUCAUCAGAAGCAGAUAUUCGCGAGCUGGGUCCAAGUCAUCGGAUCACCCUGCUGAUCAAGGAGCUGCUCCAGCUCCCCCGCAAAACCGAAGACCAAAACCGCAUAGGCAUGAUGGCUGCUCAGCGCAUUGCUGCAGAAUUAUACAAGGGUGCAGGGGACCUGUCAAGAGAAGUGUAUGUUUACCUGCUUCAGCAGUUAUGUCAUGCACUUCCUGCCGUGCGGAAGGAAGUUGUUGAGUGGCUCGUUUUGUCUGACGACGAAAGGAAGCUGAACUUGCAAGUGACCAUGGCCCUCCUGCGAGUUCGGCUUAUAGAUCCGCAUGAUUUGGAUGCUGCCAUUGGGCGAUCCAUAGUGCAUGAAUUCCGGCCUUCUUUCAUAGAUUUUGCCACUGCCCUUGUUCAUGAGACGCUUACUGGUGAUCUCGCCGCCGGUUGGCGUCACCAGUUUCCUAUCUGCUACGAGGCUUUAUUACGCGCCGCAAGCGCAGGUAAGGCAACCGAAACUGCUGCUCGUUUGAUCAAACAGCUCCAGGGCCCGGAAGACAAAGGCCCUUACAAUACACUGGCGUCCUACUUCAAAGGCUGGGUUCGCUCAUUCCAUCAGUCGACAAACCUAGAACAGAGUUUUAUUGACUUCGUUACGCAUCCCGAGAUGCAAGGGAUUCUGCGUGGGGAGGACAUUUCAUCGCUGUUCUUCCGCGUGUGCGCGGAGGUUAGCGUUGAACGAACUAGUGUCGCGCUCCGGGCGGGACUUGCUGCCAAUCCGUAUCUUUAUGUGGAUGCAUUGUCGAAGCUUUUGGCAAUGAUUGUCAAAUAUCACGGAGAAGCGAACAACGAGCACGCCAAGGCGCAUUACCUAACGAAGACUUUGUCCAUUGUUGUGUUGGUUCUAGCCCAUGUGCACGAAGAAAGCGAUGGACAAGCCUUCGAAUCUCGACCCUUUUUCCGUCUCUUUUCAAGUUUACUCAACGAUCUUCAAGGCAUCUAUACCAGUGCAUCUAAUACCCAAUUCCAGCUGCUCCUGGCAAUGAGCGAUACUUUCAACACUCUUCAGCCUGCAUAUUUCCCUGGGUUUGCUUUCGGUUGGAUGGCUCUCAUUUCACACCGCGCGUUCAUGGCGAGAAUGCUCCAUGCGGAGAACCGAGAGGGCUGGGCACCGUUUCAUCGACUUCUCAUCUCCCUCCUGCGCUUCUUGGGGGGAUUUCUCCGCACUGGACGGCUUGAUAAAGGCUCGCGUGAAUUAUACUGGGCCACUUUACGGAUCCUGGUAGUUCUGCUUCAUGACUUUCCGGAGUUCCUGAGCGAGUAUUACUUCACAAUAUGCGACCAUAUCCCGACGAAUUGCGUUCAGCUGCGCAAUAUCAUCCUGAGCGCAUAUCCGUCCAACCUUGUUCUUCCAGAUCCGCUUGGGCCUCGCACUCUCACAAUGGAGCACUUUGGGCCAAUCCCUCCCAUUUUGUCUGAUUUCACCUCGGCUCUGAAAAAUGGGGACCUUCGGGGGCCUCUGGAUCAAUUCUUGUUGAAUCGUGGUUCGACAUCUUUCCCAAGCACAGUCAAGUCAUGGAUCAUGGCCUCCGUAGGGAAUGACCGCUAUAACCUGCCUGUGCUUAAUGCGCUGGUUAUGUAUGUCGGUGUUUCUUCGGUGGCUCAAGCCAAGGCGAGAAAUGGACAGAUGGGAUUUAUACCGACGGAUCCUGGAGUCCAGUUAAUGCAGAAGUUGGCAGCCGAGCUAGAUGCAGAAGGCCAGUAUCAUUUCCUGACUGCUCUAACUACGCAUCUGCGAUAUCCCAACGCACAUACGCAUUGGUUUAGCUCUGUUGUACUCCAUUUGUUUGCUGAGGUGGAGAGCGAUACGUUCCAAGAGAUCACAACAAGAGUGUUGCUGGAGAAGUUCUUGGUGCACAAACCUCAUCCUUGGGGUGCAAUCGCUACUCUCGUAGAGCUCAUGCGGUCUCCUCGUUAUGACUUCUGGAGACGAGAUUUCCUUCGUUCGAAGGAAGCCCUUGAGCUUCAAGGUUUGCUCAGUGGGAUUCUAUCAACUAUCUAACGGGUUUCUGUGGCCAAUCUGAUGUAUAACUACUGUCAAUGAUUAUCUGCCACGUCCAUCUGACCAUUUGUACCUUACGC